Molecule: messenger RNA, 405 nt
Organism: Capronia epimyces CBS 606.96
Lineage: Eukaryota; Fungi; Ascomycota; Eurotiomycetes; Chaetothyriales; Herpotrichiellaceae
Product: endoribonuclease L-PSP
Exons: 3
Coding region: 1-405 (134 amino acids)
Cellular component (GO): cytosol; mitochondrion
Molecular function (GO): deaminase activity
Source: RefSeq, a predicted model, not a curated record
AUGUCCAAGCAAGCAGUCCUGACGGAGGGGGCCCCGAAGCCUCUUCCGGGCGUCUACAGCCAAGCCAUCGUCGCCAAUGGCUUUGUCUUUUGUUCCGGCCAAGUCCCCAUGGACCCAGCAACCAUGAAGCUGGUAGAGGGCGAUAUCCAGGCUCAUACGCACCAAUGUAUCAGGAACCUCGGCGCAGUUCUCCAAGCAGCCGGGUCUAGUUUGGACCAAGUUGUCGAGGUCAACGUCUUCUUGGCCGACAUCGGGGACUUUGCCAAAAUGAACGAGGUUUACGUGCAAUACUGGGGAGAGGUGAAGCCGGCUAGGACUUGUGUGGCAGUCAAGACUCUGCCUAUGAACACCGACGUCGAGAUCAAAUGCGUGGGUGUGGUGGGAAAAUCGGGUUCUAAGAUAUGA